AGCUGUCACGACCGGCGCUGGGGGGGGGGGUUGGUGUUGGGGAGAAUGGCCGCCGUCGCCGCCAGCGGGACCCCGGGAGGACAUAUAUCCCCUCCCCCCGGGCCAUCAGGCAGAGGGUGACCUUGACAAUUAGAGCUACCUUCACCAUGAAUAACAAGGACACCACUGAGGUUGCUGAGAACAGCCAUCACCUGAAGAUCUUUCUCCCUAAGAAGUUACUGGAGUGUCUUCCCCGAUGCCCACUGUUGCCUCCUGAACGCCUAAGAUGGAACACAAAUGAGGAGAUUGCCUCAUACUUGAUCACCUUUGAGAAGCAUGAUGAAUGGCUGUCCUGCUCCCCCAAGACCAGGCCUCAGAAUGGCUCUAUUAUCCUCUAUAAUCGCAAGAAGGUAAAGUACCGGAAGGAUGGCUACUGCUGGAAGAAGCGGAAGGAUGGAAAGACCACUCGAGAGGACCACAUGAAACUGAAGGUGCAGGGCAUGGAGUGUCUCUAUGGCUGCUAUGUUCACUCCUCCAUUGUUCCCACAUUCCAUCGUCGAUGUUACUGGCUGCUACAGAACCCCGACAUCGUCCUUGUACACUACCUGAACGUCCCUGCCCUGGAAGAUUGUGGGAAGGGCUGUGGUCCCAUCCUUUGUUCCAUCAGCAGCGAUCGAAGGGAAUGGCUCAAGUGGUCCAGGGAGGAGCUGGUGGGGCAACUGAAGCCCAUGUUUCAUGGCAUCAAGUGGAGCUGUGGGAAUGGGGCAGGUGAGUUCUCAGUGGAACAGCUGGUGCAGCAGAUUCUGGAUACCCACCAGGCAAAGCCCCUGCCCCGUACCCAUGCCUGCCUCUGCAGCGGAGGGCUCGUGCCUGUCCAGCCAGACUUCGUGGCAUCUCUGCUGCCCCCAAUGGCUACAGUCAUUAUUAUACAUCUAUCCAUAAUGAGGUGCCAAUCAAUAGAAAAUCUCCACUGGAGAGAAAUUGGAAAGUUUUCUUACUUCUCCUUUUCUUUCUUCCCUACCUCAUUCUUCACCACAGGUUCCACAGGGAGCCUGCCCCACAAAUGCAGCAAUACCAAGCACCGAAUCAUCUCCCCCAAAAUUGAGCCUCGGACCUUGGCUAUACCCCCAGCCCCACCUCCAAGACCCCCUGAACCCCUUCCACGGGUUGCCCCACUCCGUACUGAACCCCCUGAGCCUCCCAAGGUGGAUACCUCACCCUCUUCCUCUUCCUCCUCCUCUUCUGGCUUUGCUGAACCCCCUGAGAUCAGCUCUAGACAUCCAGUAGCUCCAGGAGGGCUGCCCCGGGCAGCUCCUGCUCUUCUCCUCCUGACAGGUUUGGAGCAGCUCACUGGAGGUUUAACCCCCAGUAGGCACUUGGCUCCUCAGCCUGAGUUUGGGCCUUCCCUGGGCCUGGCCCUGGUCCUAGGGCCUCAGCCUCCUGCCCCACCCUGUCCUCCUAGUCCUGCUUUUGAUCCUGAUCGAUUUUUCAACAAUCCCAGUCAAGGCCAGACUUAUGGGGGUGGGCUCGGGGUAAGUCCCAAUUUCCCUGAGGCAGAGGCAGCCAGAACACCUUGCCCAGCCCUGGAGCCUGCUGCUGCUUUGGAGCCUGUGGCAUCAGAUCAAGGGACUACUUCUAAGCCUGGAGAAAGAAGAGAAGGGAACCGUUUCUUUAUCCAAGAUGAUGCCAGUGGAGAGGGAACAGGGCCUGCCACAGUCUCCUCGUCACCAUCCAUGGAGCCAGCAGCUCGGCCUGGACGAGGUGAAGGGCUAUUUGGAGCACCAGGGGGGACCAGUGAACUAGAGACUUUCAGCUUGUCUUCCUUCCCAGACCUCAUGGGAGACCUGAUCAGUGAGGAGGCUCCAGGGGCUCCAGGCCCUCCAGCCCUUAGUGUCAUCACUGACUUCUCUCCUGAGUGGUCUUAUCCAGAGGGUGGAGUCAAAGUGCUGAUCACAGGUCCUUGGACAGAGGUCUCAGAGCGUUAUUCCUGUGUCUUCGACCACAUCCUUGUGCCAGCCUCACUUGUCCAGUCUGGUGUCCUUCGAUGCUACUGUCCUGCUCAUGAGGCAGGAUUGGUGUCUCUUCAGGUGGCAGGAGAAGAGGGCCCACUCUCUGCCUCUGUGCUCUUUGAGUACCGUGCCCGACGAUUUCUAGCUCUUCCCAGCACCCAACUUGACUGGCUAUCCUUAGAUGACAACCAGUUCCGAAUGUCCAUAUUGGAACGACUAGAGCAGAUGGAGAAUCGGAUGGCAGAAAUUGCAGCAGCUGGACAGGUUCCUCCCCCAGGCUCUGACCAAUCCCCAGUGCAGGGAGGUGUCCCAGGGCCUGGGUUUGAGGCCCGUGUGGUGGUCCUAGUAGAACGUAUGAUCCCUCGUUAUGGCUGGCGGGGCCCUGAUCACCUGGUUCACGGGGGACCCUUCCGGGGUAUGAGUCUCCUUCACCUGGCAGCAGCCCAGGGCUAUGCCCGUCUCAUUGAGACCCUGAGCCAGUGGAGGACUAUGGAGGCAGAAAGCCUGGACCUGGAGCAAGAGGUAGAUCCACUCAAUGUGGAUCAUUUCUCCUGUACUCCAUUGAUGUGGGCCUGUGCUCUAGGACACUUAGAAGCUGCUGUACUCCUUUUUCGAUGGAACCACCAGGCACUGCACAUCCCUGAUUCUCUUGGUCGACUACCCCUGACUGUGGCACAUUCCAGGGGGCAUGUGCAACUUGCCCGAUGCCUAGAAGAGCUGCAGAGACAGGAGGCUUCAGUUAAGCCCUUGCCUACUCCUUCACCAUCCUCCGCCAGCCCUGACACUGGUCUGAGCAGUGUCUCCUCACCUUCAGAGCUGUCAGAUGGCACGUUUUCUGUCACUUCGGCCUACUCUAAUGCCCCAGACAGUAGUCCCCCCUCUGCUCCUCUGCCUAUUUCUGAGGGAGCUGUUGAAGUGACCCAGUCUAGCCAAUCUUCUCACGGUCUCCCUGAGCUUCCCAGUGUAUUCAUGGACUAUAAGGACAGUAGCCCCAAGGGGCUUCCCUUACCCCCUUCUCCUCACUCCACAGUAGAGACUCCAAUCCAAGGUUAUGGGGCCAGUUCAAAGGGAAUCGAUUGCCAUCAAGCUGUGGAUGUAUUACAGGUGGACAUGAUCUCUCUGGCCAAACAGAUUGUUGAAGCAACACCAGAACGGAUUAAACAGGAAGACUUUGGAAGUGUUCCUAUGGCUGGAGGAUCUCUUCAAGAGCAAGUUGGAGCCAUGGGGCUCAAUGAGACUAUGUCCUGGCUGGCUAGUUACCUGGAGAAUGUGGAUCACCUCCCUAACCUCCCUCAGCACAGCAGAAAGCUGCCCCUUGAGCAGGGUCACCUGGCUGUUCCCCCUGCCCCAUCUUGGGCAGAGUUUCUUGGAGCCUCAGCCAAUGGGAAGAUGGAAAGUGACUUUGCACUACUGACACUAUCUGAUCAUGAGCAACGGGAGCUAUAUGAAGCAGGCCGUGUCAUCCAGACUCCCUUCCGCAAGUACAAGGGUCGCCGACUGAAGGAGCAGCAGGAGAUGGCAGCAGCUGUGAUCCAGCGCUGUUACCGAAAGUACAAGCAGCUAACAUGGAUUGCACUUAAGUUUGCACUCUAUAAGAAGAUGACCCAAGCAGCCAUCCUGAUCCAGAGCAAGUUCCGAAGCUAUUAUGAACAGAAGCGAUUUCAGCAGAGUCGCCGGGCAGCUGUAUUGAUCCAACAGCACUACCGUUCUUACAGAUGCCGGCCUGGGCCCUGCCACCGGCCUUCUGGGCCUUCAGGACCUCUGCCUCCCCGAAGCAAAGGCUCCUUCCUAACCAAGAAGCAGGACCAGGCAGCUCGGAAAAUCAUGCGUUUCCUGAGGCGUUGUCAGCACAGGAUGAAGGAACUGAAGCAGAACCAGGAGCUAGAGAGCCUUCCCCAACCUGAAUUGGCUACUUGACUCCUCUCCCCAACACCACCUAGUGGAGAGGGGGUGGUCAUGACAGAGAUAGGAUCCCUAGUUGGAACUGGAGAUAGCUGCCCUCCAAGACUCCCUGGAGCCUCUUCUCUCUCUGUAGGACCCUCCUCCUACCCAACUCCUCCUUCAAAGAUUUCUGGCUCUCUUGCCUUCUCUUUCCCCUAUUUUUACUGGCUUUGGCCUCUCUAGUCUGACCUACAGCUUUAUCUUCAGCUGUGAUCUGUCCAGCCCCCCCCCCCCAAGGGUUCCCUUCUUCCUUUGCCUGCCUGCCUUACAUGUUUCUUUGAACAGUUAGCUUCUGAAAGUCUCUUCCACUUUACCUUUUCCAUAUCGGCUUCUUCCUCUAUCUGUCUGUGUCCCGAAUCUCAGCCCAGCCACCCACAUCCCUGAUCCCUGGAGAUGUCUUGGCAUGACUGUCUCGGCGCCUGCCCUGUCAUUUCUAUAGCCUGACUCGUCCUCUUUCCCCCUCCCCUACUAGAGGGGUAGAAAGGGAGAAUGGGUGGAGUGGGGUAUAAAAAACAACCGUGUCCCUGGGGGAUGGCGUGCUAUUGUAUGGAACUGUGAGGGAUAUCGGAGUGCGUGGGCCAAUUGUUCCCCCACCUCAGAGUCAAAAUGGGUGAGGGGGAUGUCUCCUUACCUUCACCCCAUUGCCCAGAUGGUCACUGUUUCUAAGUGUGCAUGGGCUUGGUUUGUACAAGUUGCCAUUAAAACAUCGCUGCAAUCGU
Monodelphis domestica (gray short-tailed opossum) is the source of this 4648-nucleotide messenger RNA. RefSeq names its product calmodulin binding transcription activator 2 (gene CAMTA2). Gene Ontology annotation, biological process: regulation of transcription by RNA polymerase II. The record is from RefSeq and is a predicted model, not a curated record. Gene Ontology annotation, cellular component: nucleus. Lineage: Eukaryota; Metazoa; Chordata; Mammalia; Didelphimorphia; Didelphidae. Gene Ontology annotation, molecular function: double-stranded DNA binding; transcription coregulator activity; protein binding.